AUGCCAGCAAGAGACGUCGUCGUGUUCGUAUCCUUUGUCGUUGCUGCCGUGGCCACGGCCCAAAGCACAAGGACAGUACCGUCUCAUCACCCUGCCGUUGACCCGCUGCCGUGGAUCCUCGGCACGGUCCUCGGAGUGCUGCUCACGAUCUGCAUUGGACUGUGCGUUAUUUGGAUACGCGAGUCUCGUGAACGAUCACAUGACUCUCCCUUGAAGACCAUCACCAUAUUGCCAUCGUUCUCGUCGUCUGCGUCGCCAUUUUCCGUCGCCGCACCUUUGACGGACGGCCAUCCGAACGCAUCCACGUGGCAACGAGGCAUUUACAAGCUUCGAAGCAGUGCGCAGAACACCCGAGACAGCAACAUCCUGAGCUCCACCACGUUCAACAGUCAACUGUUUAUGUCUGAACGCAGCGUUGCCAUCAUGGAAGACAAAGAACUGGACGACAAUGACUUUGCCACCGCCGGGCGAGGCGGUACUUUAUUGUUGGCGUGGAAGUCCACCGACCUACAGCGCUAUCCGCCGAAUCUGACAGACAGCCGCCGUCAACUACAGAAUCUCGUGCGGCAGUCCAUGGUGUCCGAGACUUCAUCCUUCGAUCUCAGCAGCCGAGGGUGUGAAUUCGUAGACCCCGAUCACCGCGCGCAGUACCUGCACGAUGCCGCACACAAACCGUCACCGUAUUUGGGCUGA
Aphanomyces astaci is the source of this 693-nucleotide messenger RNA. RefSeq lists its product as hypothetical. The transcript has a single exon. Lineage: Eukaryota; Oomycota; Saprolegniomycetes; Saprolegniales; Verrucalvaceae. The record is from RefSeq and is a predicted model, not a curated record. Bases 1 to 693 code for a protein of 230 amino acids.